Molecule: messenger RNA, 752 nt
Organism: Paramecium primaurelia
Lineage: Eukaryota; Ciliophora; Oligohymenophorea; Peniculida; Parameciidae
Source: the annotation of a GenBank genome assembly
AUGUUAAAAAAAUUAAAAGAUGAUGACUUCAACAACAAAGACAUUUCCUCUGAAGAAAAUGAACAAUCUACAUUACAUAUUAUUAAAAGCAUAAAAGAAAAUAGAAGGAUGGUAGAAUUUCUCUAAUUUUUAGUUCAUCUCACAUCCAUUGAUUAAACUUUGAUAUAAUGUGGGUCUAAUUCAUUAAAAUUAUUAGUUUAAAUGUAAGUGAACCUAAAUAACAUAAAUUUUGAGAAUAUUAAGAUCAAAAAUACUUCGUUAGUAGGAGCGAAUUUUGUGAGGUAUAAUUUUAGUGGAUCUUAAUUUAAUAAUGUCAACAUAAAUGGAAUUAAUCUUAAUGGAGCAUUACUAUUUAAUUGUUAAUGGAAGAACUUGAGAAUCCCUGAGUUAAAUUAAUUGAAUGGUCAUACAAGUAUGGUCUUAUCAGUUUGUUUCUCGCCUGAUGGAAAUAUAUUAGCUUCUGGUAGCAGUGAUAAGUCAACCUGUCGAUGGGAUGUCAAAACAGGAUAAUAAAAAGCCAAAUUAGAUGGUCAUAGUGGUAGAGUUUGGUCAGUCUGUUUCUCUCCUGAUGGAAACACAUAAGCUUCUGUUGGUGGAAGCAAUUUUUGUUAUGUAAAAAGGAGAUAACUCUAUUCGUCUUUGGGAUGUUAAAACAGGAUAAUAAAAAACCAAAUUAGAUGGCCAUACUGAUAUUGUCUUAUCAGUUUGUUUCUCGCCUGAUGGAAAACCAAUUAGACUGCAAUAAAAAAUGA